GGAAUCAUCACUUGGCAGCGCGGUUGGGCUGUGAGGAAGCAGAGGGUCUCGGCCAAAGGUGACGCUGAGGCGGCGGAGGUGCGGGGAGCAGAGUGGACCGUGAGUGAGACCGAGUCCCUGCAACAGUUCGGGUGCUCUCCUCUCACCUCCUCGCAGUGAAUGGCGGCGGGAUGGAGCCCGAGGGGAGCGGCGGCAGCGGGGGCUCGGCCGGGCUCCUGCAGCAGAUCCUCAGCCUGAAGCUUGUUCCGCGUGUGGGCAACGGGACCCUGUGCCCCAACUCCACUUCUCUCUGCUCCUUCCCAGAGAUGUGGUAUGGUGUGUUCCUGUGGGCACUGGUGUCCUCUCUCUUCUUUCAUGUCCCUGCUGGAUUACUGGCCCUCUUCACCCUCAGACGUCACAAAUAUGGUAGGUUCAUGUCUGUAGGCAUCCUGUUGAUGGGCAUCGUGGGACCAAUUACUGCUGGAAUCUUGACAAGUGCAGCAAUUGCCGGAGUUUACCGAGCAGCAGGCAAGGAAAUGAUACCGUUUGAAGCCCUCACCUUGGGCACUGGACAGACAUUUUGUGUGGUGCUAGUUUCCUUUUUACGGAUUUUAGCUACUCUAUAGCAUACAGCCUUAUACUGUGACGAUGAGAAGAUUUAAUAAGUGAACCUAAGAUAGCGAGUCCUCAAAAAGAAUGCAUCCUGGAAUGUAGUGUUUUCCUAGUUCUUCAAACGGAAGCAACGUGGAUGAAGAGGUGUGUGAAGGACGACAUCUCAGCUCGCUCUUCAGUUUAAGGUUCCAGAAACUGAAGAUCUGUUUGGACUCCUGUUGUCCUCAAUCCAAACAAAACGAGUUUCUUGGCUUUCCUCUUUGUAGAUAAUUUAACUUAAGUAGCUUUACAGGUGCCCCUGCCCUGAGCCAGGCCAGCCGCUGCUGAGUGGGUGUCCCUCGCUCUGCAUUUUGUCGUAGUCUGUGAGAAGAUGCAGUGUUGCAUAUUUCAGAGAAACUAUGGAAAAUAUUGGUAGAUUUUUGAGUGUGGCAUACUGUACUAAAAUCUUAGUUGAUUUAGUCUCAAAAUAUGGUAAAUUCUUCUUUGGUUACAUUUUCAUGACAGUAAGUGCCAAUUGGAUUUUGGUUAAGGGUAGCUUUGAGAACACAUUUGGUGAAAUAUUAUAACAGGAAAAAAAAUAUCUAAAUGUAUCAACUUUUCCUAUCACUUUCAUUCUAUGAAUUUUAAUUAGUUUAAUUGGAAACAUAUUCUAUUUGACUGGUUUGAGUUGAAAACGUUCAGCCAGAUUGGUUAGCCUGUUCUUUGGACAUUUGAGGCACAGAUAAGGUACUUUAAACAUUCUCUUACAGUUUUCUUAGUGACUUUGGUUUAUUAAUGCCUCUUUGGAAGUUGUAGAAAUGCACCUUACACUAGAGUUAGUGGGUUAGUGAUUUCUCAGUCUUAAUGUCGUUACCUACUGGCAGCGCUUGUCACUUUUGCAGUAUUGGUUAUCAACUCCCAGAAAGUGCCUAAAGUUUAAUUUUCAGAUAUGCCCCAGUCUGCUCUUUAUAUUUUCCUUCCAAAGAAUUUAUAUUCUUCAAAACAAUUAAAUAUCAGGGUUUUUAAACCCAAUUUUAGCUAUUUUAAUUUUUAUUCUAUUGCUUAGCUUUCUUUUUCAUUAAAAGGCCUGAAAACUGUGACCUUCAAAAGGGAAAGGAUUGCCAAAUUUAAGUAUCCAACUUGUUUUUACCACCUAAAUUGUUUUGUGUGGAAUACAGUCAAUGUUGUUAUUAUUGUUACUAUGUUUUCAGAGUAGUUUUUGGUAAUUAAAUCUUAACAUUUUUAAAAGAAAAUUUUCAUUGCGGGAGAACAGGUGCACAUGAACACAUCCAUCCAGUUCCAUGUGAAGCAGUAUGCCCUCUGACUUCUGCUUAAAAAUAGCAAGGAAACCAAUUUACCAGGAAAAAUCAUAGAGAAGAAUUACACAAGGAUCACAAAAAAUUAACUGGCCAUUUUCCUUUGUUAAAAAUGGCCAUUAGACCAUUUAUCAAAAUUAUAGUGAUGUACAUAGACUCAGGCUAGGUAGAAAGUAAGUCGAGUUGGAUUGCAGGCAAACGUCCUGACAAAUUCCCCAACAAGAUUACUCUCCAAUGCUCAAAUCUUUCUUCCACGCAAAUGUUAAGGACUCCAUUUUUCAGUUCAGGAGCUGUCAUUUGGAAACUUACCCCUUCAGUUUAGGAAAUUUGGGAAGUUGUGUCCUUUAUUAUGAGAGAUGAUUCUGAGCAUCUCGACUAAAGAAUGCCUCCUGUUAGAGCGCGUGCCUAAAACAUGCUUUUGAAUAUAACUUCACAAACUAUUUAAAUACUUCGGCCAGUAGUUGGUAGGCUGCUCCCCCAAAAUACUAUUGAUCUGUGAUUAAAAUGUUUGGUUAUUUCUCUUUUAGAGCCAAGACACAGAAAUUAAGACAUUUUGAAAGGUAGCUUUGUUUCCGUCUUUUCUGUUUCAUAUAUUUGAUUAUCCACUCUUUUUAAAGCCUUCUAAGAUAAAAUGUAACUUCAAAUUAUUGAAUGUUUCAUCCAUCACAGUAUAUGAAGCAUUAUCCUGUGAAUAAAUGUAUAUCUACUUAUAUGGAUUGAACUAUGUAGUUUUAAAUAUAUUUUCAGGGAGAAACUAUUUGAAUGAUAAAUAAUGUGUAUCCCUCCUAAUUUUUUAAAUUCCAGUCUCAAAUAUGCAAUUUUUGGGGGUGAUUGUUCAGAGGGAAGAAUAUUGGUAUUUGUGUUGAACAUUUUAUUUUACCAUAGAUAAUUUUUGGAGAGUUUUCGACCAACUGACUUUCUUAGAGACAUAUGCAAUCUACCCUUCACUCCAGCUGUGCUCCCACUUUUAUUUAUUUAUUUUUUAAUGCAGAGGGAGGAAAGUAGCCCCAACCAUAAAAGCUGGUUUCAUAAUUCUUUAAUAUGGGAUUUCGAGGUGAAAGCAUUUCAUGAAAACUUAAAGUCCAUAUACAAAAGCAUAAGUGAUUAUUCCAGAAGAAAGAUGUCUCUCUGUCUUUCUCCAUCUUGUCUUUCACUGUCUGCUAUUAACUUAUUUUUUAGUAAUGGGAAUAUUUAAACUAGUGACAAAAAAGUUCAUUCAUAUAAUGACCUUUAAAUCCUUCCUGGUCUUUUAGGUUUUAAAAUUAUAUGUUGGCUUUGAUUUCGAUGUCCUUUCUGAUUGCUCUGGUUUUAAUUAAGUUAUUACACCGCAGUGCAUACCAGCCUUUCCUAAGGAACAAUUUCCUGGAAUGUGAAGCCCUGGUGCCAUUAGCUAUCCACAUGCAGAGAGUUUUGUGUACGUGCAUUUCUCACGUGUGCACUCUGUAAGGCUGGUUGUGGCUAAAAUCAGCUUAACUUUUUAUAUUACAUUAUUUCACUCUACUACUACAGUAAAAAUGAUCAAAUCUUUGUACAAUAGAAAAUUAUUUAAAUUUUAUUUUUCUACUGAUAUUUCUAAUUCUAAAUGUAUAUUAAUAAAGAAUUACUUCCAAUUC
Messenger RNA from Choloepus didactylus (southern two-toed sloth), 3499 nucleotides. It is a transcript of the gene TMEM170A, whose product is annotated as transmembrane protein 170A. Gene Ontology annotation, biological process: endoplasmic reticulum tubular network organization. The coding region runs from base 171 to 605 and encodes 144 amino acids. The record is from RefSeq and is a predicted model, not a curated record. Lineage: Eukaryota; Metazoa; Chordata; Mammalia; Pilosa; Megalonychidae. The transcript is spliced from 3 exons. Gene Ontology annotation, cellular component: endoplasmic reticulum membrane.